GAGUGCGGCCCGGCCCGGGGCAGUCCUGCCGCACUUUUGGCUUUCCCCCUGUUUCCACUCCCUCCUCCCCCGAGCUGUGGCUGCCUUUGGGCUGCUGCGGUGGCAUUUUCCUUCAGGAGGUGGCGCAGCAGCCGUGGCCGGGCCGCGGGGCGCUCGGGCUUUGGCCCACGCCAUUCUUCGGGCUCGCACCAUGCCCCGUGUCACUCCUGAUGCGCUUCACUGCCAGGGGAGGGGGUUUUGAAAUAACUCCUGAAUAUUGCCUGAAGGAAAAGGGAAAGGAACGAGGCCGGGAGGAAGAGAAACCCCUCACCUGCUGAGCAGGGCAGCUGGAUGUGCCAGCCCCUUUCCUGGAGGUUUCCAUGGCUGUCGAGAUGUUCAAGGGCAUAACUAGAUGUACUCUUUCUGAUUCCUAGAAGAAACUUUUCCUCUGAACCAGACCCAAGAAACAGUGGCAUAUGUGAUGACUGGCUGUUGACAUUGGCUAGCAUGUGCACUUUGAAAGGUCACUCUGUCCAUCUGCCAGAUCAGCUGGCCCAAAGCAUCUGACUGACCUGUUUGUUUUGUUCCAGCAGUCUGGGGCUGACAGACCAUGAAGGAAGAAUAAGGGAAUCCUGAAGCAGCAAAAGACUGUUUGCUCCUGGACUUUGUCCAGAGGGACUGUUUGCACAUCAGUGCUCUCUCUUACCAGUGGGACCAUGGAAGAAGAGGAGACGUCACCGAGUCACACCUCAGAGAGCAGCAUGUUGGACCUCCCCUCUGUCUGUGACCUGGCAGAGCACUUUGUGCCUCCACACAGCUCUGAGAACAGCCAGGAGCUUUAUCCUUCUGGGGAUGUUUUUCCCUCUCCACCCACAGGAGAGAGCAAUCCAUCAUCUGCAGCUCCUGCAGCCGGUUCUGCUGAAGGCCCUCAGGAAGCAAACGUGAGCUGUUACCUAAAAGCAGGGCUGUGUGAGCCCUCUGAACCUAAUGGUGUGCUCUCAUGGAUGCAUGAACAUGAUGGUGCAGAAGAUCCCAGCAUCAGGGACUCUCUGGAUGGCUUCUACAAAAUGUAUUGCAGACAGCAGCCAGAGAGAGAGGACCUGACCUACGAGGCUGCCUCGCGGUGUCUGUCACAGAAGAUGUCAGAGCUGGAGCAAAAAGAUGGGACAAAGUACGUGUCACGAUGCCUGCAAAUGGCACAGCUGGUCUUGAACAGAGAUGGAUGUAAGAUCUUUCCAAACCACCCCCCUUCUGCUUGCUUCUCAAAGCCAGCUGAAGGAGAAGUCUUGUUGGAAAACAGGAGGAGGACACCUGGACUCUCAGAUGAUGUCUUGCAGUUCCUCUUGGAACAAACAAAGGCAGAACGUAGCCCUGAUGUGUCACACAAGAAGUGAGCAAGACACUGCUUUGUUUGUGUCAUGGAGGCUUUGCUUUCACUCCAGAAAGAGGUGAUUUUCUUGGACAGACAUUGUUCUCCAAGCACCACCUUCAGCACCAGCUGCUCCAUAGAGGGUUCACCCACACCUUGCUCUCUGAGGGCAGCACUGCUUUAGGAGCCCCUGUGCAACUGCCUGGGAUGUGUUGACUGAUGCAGUACUUGUUGCUGGGACAUCAAACAUAUAAUUUAUACCUACCAGGAUUUUAAACUGGCCUGCAUCCUUACCCCAGGGUAACAGUGGUCCAGGCCAAAUUCAGCCCCUGGGUGGGCAUUGCUGUCCAGUGCUGUUGGCUAGAACAGAAUGUUUGAUUAACCUUGGCAUGGUGUGCUCCAGCCCUGCAGAGGGAAAGUUAAGAUUUUGUUUGGAAUAUUUGUCUCCACAGGGUGCCUGUUAGCUCUGUGUUUUUACCUACAGACAUAUAACCCCACAGUUCAUUACUGCAAUGCCAAGUGAGUUUUUCUGACAGAAAAAAUGUGUGUGUGCAUGAGAAAGAGAAAAUACAGCUCUGGGUAUGCUCUCUGA
Messenger RNA from Zonotrichia albicollis (white-throated sparrow), 1940 nucleotides. It is a transcript of the gene SHLD1, whose product is annotated as shieldin complex subunit 1. The record is from RefSeq and is a predicted model, not a curated record. Gene Ontology annotation, biological process: regulation of double-strand break repair via nonhomologous end joining. Lineage: Eukaryota; Metazoa; Chordata; Aves; Passeriformes; Passerellidae.